Messenger RNA from Coniosporium apollinis CBS 100218, 708 nucleotides. RefSeq names its product mitochondrial inner membrane protease atp23. Gene Ontology annotation, molecular function: metalloendopeptidase activity. NCBI's taxonomy places the organism in Eukaryota, Fungi, Ascomycota, Dothideomycetes. Gene Ontology annotation, biological process: mitochondrial protein processing; mitochondrial proton-transporting ATP synthase complex assembly. The record is from RefSeq and is a predicted model, not a curated record. The transcript is spliced from 2 exons. Gene Ontology annotation, cellular component: extrinsic component of mitochondrial inner membrane. The coding region runs from base 1 to 708 and encodes 235 amino acids.
AUGGCCGACACGACGCUUCCCGAAACCACCACCUCCAACCCCUCAGAUUCCGCGGCACCACAGCCCGACAAGUCCUUUUACACAUGGUCAACCUGGUUCUCCAUCCUAUCCGGUCAAGCAACCCCCGCCGACAGAGACCGCUACCUCAACGCGCGCGACACCAUCAAAGAAGCCGCCGACUGCGCGCGCUGCGCCAAGCAUCGGGACUACCUUCUGCAGUACAGCCCCGUGGUGCGCUUCCUGCGCGAGCAGAUCAACGAGCUGGGGCAGGACAUCAACUCGGAGAACGUGCGGUGUAAGCGGUGUACGACGCGGCAGAGUGGCGGGUUCGAUAGCGAGUAUGGGAUCUUGCUGUGUGCGAACCAGCUGAGGAAUCGGGGGCAUGUUGAGGAUACGAUGGCGCAUGAGAUGGUGCAUGCGUGGGAUCAUUUGCGGUUUAAGGUCGAGAGGGGAAAUUUAAGACAUGCGGCGUGUACAGAGAUCCGAGCAUCGACAUUAUCAGGCGAAUGCCGCUUUGGCCGGGAGUUCUGGACAAGGGGGCAGUGGAAGCUUACACAGCAACUGCAGGAGUGCGUGAGGAGAAGAGCUACAUUAUCCGUCAUGAACAGACCUGGCUGCAAAGAUGACGUGCAUGCUGCGAGGAUAGUGAACGAGGUGUGGGACAGCUGCUUUAACGAUACCAGACCGUUCGAUGAGAUAUACAGGUAA